Molecule: messenger RNA, 2326 nt
Organism: Rattus norvegicus (Norway rat)
Lineage: Eukaryota; Metazoa; Chordata; Mammalia; Rodentia; Muridae
Source: RefSeq, a predicted model, not a curated record
AUGGCAGCAGGAGGCAGACAGCUCUCGCCUACACCAGAAGCUGCCCUGCACACGCACUGUGGUGACGUGCUUAAGAUGGCUUCCCUCUGUGGCAUCACAGAUGCCAAAGAACUGGACAGCUCACCAGGACUCAAGUACGCACGCACUCAAUGCUCUCUGCAGGCCCAGACCCAGAAAGGCUGGCAUCUGCCCCAGACAGCAGACCUGAGGAACGGCAGCACAGUGACUGAGUUCAUCCUCGUGGGCUUUGAGCACAGCUCCCCUUCCACCCGGGCACUGCUCUUCACCCUCUUCCUGGCUCUCUACAGCCUCGCCAUGGCCAUGAACGGCCUCAUCAUCCUCAUCACAUGGACUGACCCCAAGCUCAACAGCCCCAUGUACUUCUUCCUCGGACACCUGUCUUUCCUGGACAUCUGCUUCAUCACCACCACCAUCCCACAGAUGUUGGUCCACCUGGUGACCAAGAACCACACGGUCUCCUUUGUCUCUUGCAUGACCCAGAUGUACUUGGUCUUUCUAGUGGGUGUGGCCGAGUGCAUCCUCUUGGCUUUCAUGGCCUAUGACCGUUACGUUGCCAUCUGCCACCCCCUGAACUAUGCCCAGAUCAUGAGCCACAAGGUGUGUAUCAGGCUGGUGUGUUCUUCCUGGGUCUUUGGGAUGGUCAAUGGCAUCCUUCUUGAGUACAUGUCUUUCAGGAAUCCCUUCUGCAAAGACAACCACAUAGAAAACUUCUUCUGUGAGGCUCCCAUAGUGAUCGCCCUCUCCUGUGGGGACCCCGAGUUCAGCAUGAAGUUGAUCUUUGUUGAUGCCAUUGUGGUGUUGCUCAGUCCCAUGGUGCUCAUCGUCACCUCCUAUGCCCGAAUCCUGGCCUCCAUCCUCCGCAGGGCCUCCUCCUCCUCAGGUAGGGGGAAGACAUUCUCCACUUGUGCCUCCCACCUAACCGUGGUUGUCUUUUUCUACACCUCAGCCAUGUUCUCUUACAUGAAUCCCCGCAGUACACAUGGACCUGACAAAGACAAGCCUUUCUCCCUCCUCUACACCAUCAUCACCCCCAUGUGCAACCCAGUCAUCUACAGCUUCCGCAACAAGGAAAUGAAGGGGGCCAUGGGGAGGGCUCUUGGGAGAGUCAACCUGGCUCAGGCAGAGUCUGUCUAGAAAAAAGCUUCACAGGGAAGAAGUUCCCUCCACUGGAUCGUGAAGAGUUAACUCCUUCCUGACCUCGUCAUUUCUGCCAGAGUCCAGGAAUGAGCAUUCAUUGACACCAUAGCAUUAGACUCAAGAUGACAUUUCUUUUGUGUCUGUGGUAAUUUACAUAUGCUUGGCCCAUGGGAAGUGGCACUCUUUAGAGGUGUGGCCUUGUUGGAGAAAGUGUGUUACUGUGUGGGCAGGCUUUGUGGUCUCCUAGUACUUAAGCUCUAUCCUGUGUGGAAGAGAGUCCCAUCCUGGCUGCCUACUUCUCCUGGAUGCCUUCAGAUCAACAGGAACUCUCAGGUCCCCAGCACCAUGUCUGCAUGCACACUGCCUUGCUUCCUGCCAUGAUGGUAAUGGACUGAAGCUCUGAAGUGUAAGCCAACCUCAAUUAAAUGGUGUCCGUAUAAGAGUUGCCUUAGUCAUGGUGUCUCUUUAUGGCAAUAGAAACCCUAACUAAGGUGGUGUCCAUAUCUUGUGUCUCUAGUUGGCUUUCAGCACAAACAAAUCUUCUCUGACUAUCGUUGUUGUGGAGAGCGGGAUUCUCUUCAACAGAGAGACAAGCUCAGGAGGCCGUUCAGCAAAACAUAACUUGGUAGUCAAUGUUGGUUCAAUCUUGAUGUCUGACCCAAAUUGCUAUUUAGGCGUAUGUAAACAUGGUACAAUCUGGUGAAAACUAUACUUCUGAGGAGUAAGACCCAACCCUGUGAGCAAAACAGAGCCCACAUAAAUCUCUCUGCGGAACCAAGUUGGCUAAAUACAGAUCAGACGUGACUGCAUCAAAACUCUUUGUAAGGUACAUGUGACAGCUUCCAUAAAGAUAGGUUCUAAAGACUGACUGAGAAAAAUGAGUUUACUAGAAGGGUCAGAGGGAGGGUCCUGGGCCAGAACAUCCCUGGACACACAGAUGGCACAAAGAUCACCAGGUUAGAGAGCAGGUCCACUUUAGCCAUCUGGUAGGAAAACAUGUGUUGGGUUCCUUCCGUUGAAGGAAUAACCCCAUGUGCUUAACAUCCCGGGUUCCCCUACUGCAUGUCUGUGAGCAUAAAGACCUCUGUGUCCCCAACACCUUAGUAACACACUUUUAUUCUUGUACAGAAGUGCAAUGCACAGAACUGAUUUCAUGAAUUGAGGUAAA